UUCGAAUAGGUUAGAAUAAUACAUAUAUACAUAUAUAAUUCAUUGUCCGUAUUCAUAUCAUCGGAAUUAAAAAAUGUUAUUUCAAUUGAGAAAAUGCACACGAAUGCGACAAUUUGUAAUGUUUCAUAUGCAUAAUAAAUUUCAAGUGAAAAUAAAAACGAUAUAUUAUUGGACAGAAUCGAAAUGUACAAAUUUGAUAAAUCCAAGUUUUAGCAUAUAUAGAUCAAUGUGUACUCGUCAAGAUCAAAACGAAGAUAUUAAAUUGCCACCCUUAAUGUGGAAACGGAAAGAAGACCUAGGUUUCUCUAUUUUUCAGAUGUUUCGAUCAUAUUAUCUUAUACGUUCAACUAUUGAUAAAGACUUUCGUUAUAUUAAAUUUGUAGAAGGAGUUCGUCAGGCAAUAGAAGUAAUAUCUAAUGCUUUAGCUACUCAACAUUAUGAUGCAUUAGAUGGUAUAGUAACUGAAAACGCUAUAAAAGUAUUAAAACGUAACGUUGAGGGUCUUACACAAAAGCAACGUGAUUUAAUAAGUAUAAAUACUACCAAUAUUUUAGUAAUACCAGAACUUAUAAAAAUAAAAAAGACUGAAGACAACAAUGAAACAAUGGUUGAAAUAGGAAUAAGUGGAUUUUAUUUCAAAUCAUUUGAAGUUUCAGACUAUUACUUUCUAUGUUUUAAUUAUAUAUUUCAAAGAAUAUAUACAAAUAAUGAAGGAGGAGCAUGGAUGGCAAGACUAGUCAAUCAUACAACAGAUUUAAUUCUAUAGGUUUCAAUUAUAUAAUUGAAUAAAAUUUUUAUUUUAAA
Apis dorsata (giant honeybee) is the source of this 804-nucleotide messenger RNA. RefSeq lists its product as uncharacterized. The record is from RefSeq and is a predicted model, not a curated record. Gene Ontology annotation, biological process: protein insertion into mitochondrial inner membrane from matrix; inner mitochondrial membrane organization. NCBI's taxonomy places the organism in Eukaryota, Metazoa, Arthropoda, Insecta, Hymenoptera, Apidae. Gene Ontology annotation, molecular function: ribosome binding. The transcript is spliced from 3 exons. Gene Ontology annotation, cellular component: mitochondrial inner membrane. The coding region runs from base 74 to 766 and encodes 230 amino acids.